AUGGACCGACUCACGAGUCGGCCCGCGAUCCGCGGCUCGUCGUUUUACACCGGAGGGAAUGGCCACGAGCCUCCCCAAUUUCUUCGGUCCAUCCAAAGAAACCCUCAAAUCUUCUCACCCAUCAAAUCUCCGCCGCCAUUGAUCCUUCACCCUCUCUCCACCGUUCAUCCAGAUCCGUCGCGAACGUCCUCCUUGACUCUCCUCCGGUUUCUCUCCACCGCCCGUCGCGGCCCGGCUCGCCCCAAGAAGGUCGAUAUCGGAGCCCGGGCGCGUCAGAUGCAGACGCGCCGCCUCUGGACGUACGCCCUUGCCUUCAGCUGCGUCGCCGGUUUCGUCGUCAUCGUGCUCAACCAGUUCCAGGAUCAGCUCGUCUUCUACCUCACGCCGACGGACGCGAUGGAGAAGUUCGCGGAGAAUCCGACGAAAAACAAGUUUAGGCUCGGCGGUCUGGUCCUAGAAGGCAGCGUCGCGCAGCCUGCGGCGUCUCAGGAGAUGGAGUUCGUGAUCACCGAUCUGAUAACGGACAUAAUAGUGAGAUACAAGGGUUCGUUGCCGGAUCUGUUCAGGGAAGGUCACUCUGUUGUCGUCGAAGGGUUCAUCAAGCCGUUUACGGAUGAGGUGAGAAAGGAGGUUUCGACGAAACCUGUGUCGGGAAAAGCGAGAGGCCUUGAUUGUUACUUCUCGGCGACGGAGGUUCUGGCUAAGCACGACGAGAAGUAUAUGCCGCCGGAAGUUGCGGCGGCGAUCGAGAAGAACAAGAAGAUGAUUGAAGCUGGACUGGAAAAAGAACAAGCUGCUAAACUGGCUUCUUAGAUUGGUACGAUCCAUUGAUCCAAAAUUUUCCAAUUUUGAGCAUUUGGGUAUUGUUUGUUUCUCUUAGGGGAUGAUUAUACUCGAUCAUUGUCUCGCCGAGAGAUUCGGCUAAUUUAUUCUUGGAUGACUACAGAGGUUUGAUUCUACUGGGAAUUAGGCAAAGAACCAAAUACUAUACAAUAGCCUUGUCUUUUCCCUUAAGGCUUGUUAAGUAUGAGCUUCAUUCUUGUUCUGUCAUCAAAUAAAAACCAUUUACAAGGGGUUAACAUUA
Molecule: messenger RNA, 1084 nt
Organism: Tarenaya hassleriana
Lineage: Eukaryota; Viridiplantae; Streptophyta; Magnoliopsida; Brassicales; Cleomaceae
Product: cytochrome c-type biogenesis protein CcmE
Exons: 2
Coding region: 1-813 (270 amino acids)
Biological process (GO): cytochrome complex assembly; protein-heme linkage
Cellular component (GO): plasma membrane
Molecular function (GO): heme binding
Source: RefSeq, a predicted model, not a curated record